Messenger RNA from Microthlaspi erraticum, 1545 nucleotides. Lineage: Eukaryota; Viridiplantae; Streptophyta; Magnoliopsida; Brassicales; Brassicaceae. The record is from the annotation of a GenBank genome assembly.
AUGUCUUUUUCAGUAGUAGCAGCUUUGGUGGUGGUUGUAACAGUUGCGUCGCUGUGGACAUGGCGGAUCGUGAAAUGGGUCUGGAUGAAACCAAAGAUGCUUGAAAGUUACCUGAGAAGACAGGGUCUCGCCGGAACUCCUUACACGCCUCUCGUCGGAGAUAUUAAGAGGAAUGUUAGUAUGAUGAUGGAGGCGAGAUCUAAACCCAUCAAUCUAACGGAUGAUAUCACACCACGUCUCCUUCCUCUCGCCUUGAACAUGUUCAAUUCUCACGGAAAGACUUUCUACAUAUGGAUUGGACCAACUCCAGCGAUCAUGAUAACGAAACCAGAGCAGAUCAAGGAAGUCUUUAACAAAGUUUACGACUUUGAGAAAGCUGCUACAUUCCCUUUGUUCAGAUUGUUAGCAGGAGGGCUCGCAAGCUAUAAAGGAGACAAAUGGGCAAAUCACAGAAGGAUCAUCAAUCCUGCUUUUCACCUCGAAAAGAUAAAGAACAUGGUCCCUGCGUUCUACCACUGUUGCAGCGGGGUUGUAUGCCAAUGGGAGAGGCUGUUUACUGAUAAAAAAUCGUCUCUUGAAGUGGAUGUUUGGCCUUGGCUUGUGAAUAUGACCGCGGAUGUGAUCUCGCAUACUGCUUUUGGAAGCAGCUAUAAAGAAGGGCAGAGGAUCUUUCAGCUCCAAGGGGAGUUAGCUGAGCUCAUUGCACAAGCUUUUAAGAAAUCGUACAUCCCUGGUUACAGGUUUUACCCAACAAAGAGCAAUAGAAGGAUGAAAGCUAUAGACAGAGAGAUUGAUGUAAUACUGAGAGGUAUUGUGAGCAAACGGGAGAGAGCGAGAGAAGCUGGAGAAGCAGCAAAUGAUGAUCUGCUGGGGAUAUUGCUGCAGUCGAAUUCAGAGGAGUCUCAAGGGAAUGGAAUCAGCGUUGAAGAAGUGAUGAAAGAGUGCAAGCUGUUUUAUUUCGCAGGGCAAGAGACAACUUCAGUGCUUUUGGUGUGGACGAUGGUUUUGUUAAGCCAUCACCAAGACUGGCAAGCUCGUGCGCGAGAGGAAGUGAGGCAAAUACUCGGUGAUGAUGAUGAAACUAAACCUGAUAUAGAGUCUCUUAGCAACCUCAAAGUCAUGACUAUGAUAUUCUAUGAGGUUUUGAGGCUAUACCCUCCAGUGGCUCAGCUUAAAAGAGCUGUCAACAAGGAGAUGAAGCUUGGAGAGCUUACACUUCCAGCUGGAGUUCACGUUUAUAUACCAACCGCUCUUGUCCAUCGCGACCCUGACCUUUGGGGUGAUGAUGCAGCGGAGUUUAAGCCUGAGAGGUUCAGAGACGGGCUCUCAAAGGCAACAAAGAACCAGGUCUCCUUCUUCCCCUUCGGAUGGGGACCAAGGAUCUGCAUUGGUCAGAGUUUUGCUAUGUUGGAGGCAAAGAUGGCAAUGGCAUUGAUUCUACAGAGAUUCUCCUUCGAGCUCUCUCCUUCUUAUGUCCACGCUCCUCAAACAGUCAUGACCACUCGUCCUCAGUUCGGAGCUCAUCUCCUACUGCACAAGCUCUGA